Molecule: messenger RNA, 1447 nt
Organism: Anguilla rostrata (American eel)
Lineage: Eukaryota; Metazoa; Chordata; Actinopteri; Anguilliformes; Anguillidae
Exons: 3
Coding region: 102-902 (266 amino acids)
Source: RefSeq, a predicted model, not a curated record
UCCCGUUCAGCAGUCCCUGCCCUGUUUAGGAAGUGAGUCAGGUGAUUGGGGUCUGUCAGAGAGAGAGAGAGGAAGAGGAAGGGGGGGCAAAGGGAGCGACAAUGAGAAUAAACAUCACCUUAGAGGGUCGAUCGGAGGAGGAGGGAAACAGGGCGGGCGCCGUAUCUUGUUUUCAACGAAAAGCAGACUAUUUACGUACAACAGUAUCUCACUCAAGAGAAAAUAUGUUUGGGCUUCAACAAGAUCGACCCAUGAACCCCGUGUUUGGCAAUCAGGAAGCAGGCAGUGGGCCCUCCUCCGUGUGUCUCAUUAGCAACGGCCAGCAGCGGGGGAACAGGAAAUGCGAGAAGGACGGCAACUUCAACUUCCUGGGCCAAGAGAAUGACAUUCUGGCCGGAGACGAGAACCGCAAUCAACUGCGCUCGCGGGUCCAGACUGCACCGGGACGGGACGGGCACUGUGGAUCCGGCGCGCUCUCUCCCCUCUCUCGCCUGCCCUGCUGGAGUCCCCUGGAGCCUCUGCCGGAGAUAGAGAGCGGGGAAGAGGGCAGAGUGCCCCCUGAGGGCGCGGAGGGCAAGAUGGAGGAGGAGACAGGGAGAGGAAGGGAGGAGGAAGAGGAGAAAAAAGUAAUAUUGGAGGCGGAGGAGGAGGUGGAUUACGGGGAAGGAGGAGAGGAAGCCGUCUGGACCCUGCGCGACCGCGAGAAAUUCAAGGCAAGAGAGAUGGAGAAGCACCAGGUCCAGCUGACCAUGUACCGCCGCCUGGCCCUCCUCCGCUGGCUGCGCACGCUGCAGAGCCGCGUCCAGGAGCAGCAGAACCGCCUGCAGUCCAGCUUCGACAUCAUCCUCACACAGAGGAAGGAACUGCUGCGACUGGGCGCUGCCACGGCCAGCCAAUCAUAGAGAGGAGGCAAGGAGGAGUGGAGAGAUGCAGAUGCCUCAGUCAGCCAGUCAGAAUGGGGGAAUGCAAAGGCAGUGUUAUAUUCUUUGGAUAAGUGUUGGCUAAAAGAGCGAUGAUUGCUUUGGGGUACAGUGUAAAAAUGGAAAUCAUUCCUGCCUCUCACUGUGGAGGAGUUUCUCCUCAGAUUUGUUCCAUAUAUUUCUGUUACUCUCUGUGUCAUAUUGUCAUAUUGUCAGAGUUGCUUGUCCAAACCUUUUGGUUUUCUAAGAAUUCUGUUGUUCUUUCACUCUUAAGCCCCCUCUCGCAAUAAUGAGCUUAAAUCUCGAAAUCCUUGAGAAUCAGGGAUGUGGGUUGAAUCACUGUCGAACUCUCCCAGGCUUCCUUCCCUUUGCAUCAUCUCAGUGUGUACAUAAAAUAUAGCAUUGUAUUAACUGUAAUGUCUAUUCAUAAUGUGAAGAGCAAAUAAUUUUAAAGAAUUGUUUAUGGAUAUGGAAAUGUAUUUGUCUCCCUCCUUUGUGAUAUAAUAAAAUAUUGUGUAACUUCUUUA